This is a messenger RNA of Branchiostoma floridae (Florida lancelet), 3396 nucleotides long. RefSeq names its product transmembrane protein 255B-like. NCBI's taxonomy places the organism in Eukaryota, Metazoa, Chordata, Leptocardii, Amphioxiformes, Branchiostomatidae. The coding region runs from base 207 to 1169 and encodes 320 amino acids. The record is from RefSeq and is a predicted model, not a curated record. The transcript has 8 exons.
UGACCUGCCAUAGAUGUUAAAUUAGCCGUGAUCAUUUCACGGCCUGACUUCUGUUCACGGCCUGCACACAAAAACUCUGCCCAGGACAAUACCUACACAAUACCGGACUCUUUCUCCCACUAACCCGGCAAGGGACACCGCCAGAAGGCCUCAUGUAGGAUUUCCGAGCAGUAAAGUCCCGGACAAGUCGGAAAAUCGGACUUACGAUGACCAAAACAAAGAAGAAAGAGAAGAAGGGAAAGAAGUCCAUUCCCGAGGCGGGGCCUCUGUUGCCACAGCAACAAGAACAACAACAACAGCAACAACAAACAAACAGAACACUGAGCGAUGUCAACUUCAGAUGUAAAGAGUAUGUGAGUAAGCAGAAGCGAGCGGUGCAGCUGUGCAUCGUGACCCUGUUGGUGGCUCUGGGGUCGUUCGCGGUCGGACUCCGCGCUCACUUUGUCACCGACAACGUUAAAGUGGGGGCGUUCUGGCCGGGCAUCGUGGUUGCUGUGGGCUCGCUGGUAUCUCUGCUGGGGGUCUGCAAGUCUCAGAAGGGCAGAAUAUGGAUGGCUGCAGGAAUGGUGGUGCUGGGGGUGGGUGCAGUCAUGGCCAUGAUCGGCACAGUUGUGGACGGUGUGGCGGCAGGACUUGUGGCAAAAACAGACUUCUCAAUGUGUUCCCACGUGAACGGUCCGACGGGUUACGUAACGUGCGGUGAGGCCGGGUACUGGACCUUCGGAAAGUGUGACAUGGUGGUGUACCAUCGGACGUGUUAUUGCUGUCAUCUGUAUGCACAACAACACUGCAACGUGCCGGGAUACAGCCUGUCCAUCCAGCCCCACAGAUACGACAAUGUGGACUCCUGUCAGCAGGUGGAGGUGGAGUUCCAGGCUCUGCUCUGGGCUUCCACCGUCCUCAACAUCCUGGCACUCGCUGUUGCCGUGACAACCGUCAUCCUCAUCAGUGCCUUCAAGUCAGCGAGCAUCCAUCCGCUGGUAUCAGCUCCUCCGGGAGUGAACCCUGCCACCCCCGUGGUGAUCUACAAUGGCGCAGGCCAGCAGCAUGUGCUGACAUACGCCCACUGCCCACCCUACCCCGGCAUCCCGACCCAACCACCCGCCUACCCCAACGGGGAGGGGCAGCAGCGACCAGGCAACGAGAAACCACCCCGCUACUCCUUGUAGUGGGCCAUUCAACUGUAGUAUUUUAGUUCAAACCAAGUUAUUUUUUGGUUCUCAUUUUGGCAAAACUUCAGAAAAUGAUGAAAACACAGGGUUAGAAGGGAAACCUAAAUCUAGUUCACCCUUAUUCGCAGGGCAUUUAGGACUAUCAAGUCAACUGAUGGUAGUUUCAAGCUGCAAUAUUUUGACAUUUGAAACAUCAACUUGAUGUACCCAUCUAUCCACUUUAUAAAAUCAUGCAUACCAAGGUACAAACUUUUCCCUUUAUGAUAAUAAUUUCUUUUCUGGGGGAAUCACUGAAUUGGUGUAGCCCUUAUGUGGCCUUACAAUGCUCCAAACUUUAGUUUGUAUAGUGACAGACUUAACUCUUGAAGGGCAACUUUAAGUCGAAUCUGUGGAUGCCAUGCCUUUGUGCAUUCAUUUUGGCUUUCUUUUCUCGAAUUAAUUUCCAAGAAAAAACAGCUAAUGAUAUUUUGCUGUGUGAAACCUAAGUUACCACCACUGUCGAGCUACACUCCUACUUUGAUGCUGUAAAUUUUUGUGCCUGUUUGUACGCUUUGCAUCGUUACCUCAUUCCUCCACUUUUCUAAAUGUAACAAAAGUUAUUCAUCUGACUAAUUUUUGACUAAUAUUUCCAGUGUUUAUAUGUAGUCUUUAGUCAUAAGAUUUUUGUAGUAAGAUACUUAGUUGAAAGUUGUUGUUCUUGUUGUGCCAAAGUUUAAGCAAUUCUAGUAGAUGUUUCCUGUGGUAGGUGUAGCUCAUCCAAUAAGGAAUAGUGUAAAAAUCUUAUUUGACCUUGAUUCUCUGACAUUGAAAACUUGACUUUGCUGAAUCAGAAGGUCAAACUGUGCAUAGAUAAGUCAUAGGUCAAAUGUUUGUCCUAAGGUCAGAGUUCAAAGUGCACUUAGCUCUAAGAUGAAAUAAAGAUUGUAAUGAGAGCACCUUCAGGUCAAAAGGUGAAAAGUUGUGCUUAUGUCAGGAGUCAAAGUUCAAAGGCCAAAAAGUUGUAAAUACCAGGUCUGGAGACUGUUGUUAGAUUGUUUAGAUGAUUCGUUUGCAUUGUCAGUCAGAGCCAGGGUCCUUGCUUGUCCACACUGUAUCAAAAGGUUGGGGUGUUUGAUUCCCACUCUCAGAGUUGUGUUCCACACUCUGCCUUCUAGUUGGGACUAAGUUUCAGAAAGCGUGCCUUGUCUUGUGCACUGUCUGAACUUCACUCCCGCAUCCCACCAUGUUUUGUUUGACCUUGACAGCAGAGCACAAGGUCACCCUCCUCUGGCUGACAUGUUUGUUUGCAUGUUCUUCUAUCUGUGUUGAAAGUUGUGAUUAUUUAAUGUUAUUUCAUUCUAGUAUUAAGUUAAAAGUUUAACACAAGUUUUGUACAUAUUCAAAUCAACCACUAUAUUCCAAACUUAACACUUUAUUUCUUUCAGAGUCUAAUAUACAUCUACGUCUAGAAAAUUCUUAUGUGCAAAUAUUCUUGACUUUUGCAAUAUAAUUUAACAUCAUCUAAGCAGACAUGAGUGCAUAUAUUAACAAAUUUUUAUUCUGUGUAACUAAAAUUAUGUUUUUCCCUCGAAGUCAUGAAACUUGCUUGUGAGGCAUUGUGGGUAAAAAAGGUCAAGGUCGUUGACAUUUGACCUUCAGAAUAGAAUGUGGUUCUUAGAAAACAGGUCUGUAGGAAACCUGAGAGGAGCAGAAUUUUUGAAAGGAGCGGUGAAAUUUAGGUUUUGGUAGUACGAUGUGGUUGUGAAAAGUCAUUUUUUACUAGGUUCUAAAAUGACUGAAUCUAGAAUCAAAUUUCGUUCCUAAAGUUUGUCCUCUUCUUUCUUACUUAGGCUAAGGCCUAUCUAUCCAGAGAAAAAUCUUUUGAUCUUCUCUUAUUUACUUGGUGUUUAUGCGAACACACCAACCAACAAACCCAGUUCAGUAUUGGUCCCGAAGAAGGCAACAAUGGUCGUUUAAAAUUUGAUCCCUGUAUGAACCUUUGUGUUUGAAGAAAGUUGAGCAUUGUACUAUAAUUGCUACCAACACAGAUGAGCGUCCAUGAAACCCAAGUGUCUAUUGCAAAAAGCAUCAUGUCGGCAAAUUUCAUGACUUCUCCAAACAGUUUGAGCUUUAUGUAUAUGUAACAUGUUAACUUUGAUGCAGAGUUUUGCAUUGUUGAAAAAGGUAUGUUUUCGAUUGCAACUUAACACUGCAUUCAACAGCAAUAAACUUUAACCUAAAUAGA